Molecule: messenger RNA, 1675 nt
Organism: Chiloscyllium plagiosum (whitespotted bambooshark)
Lineage: Eukaryota; Metazoa; Chordata; Chondrichthyes; Orectolobiformes; Hemiscylliidae
Product: polycomb complex protein BMI-1-like
Biological process (GO): negative regulation of transcription by RNA polymerase II
Cellular component (GO): PRC1 complex
Molecular function (GO): promoter-specific chromatin binding
Source: RefSeq, a predicted model, not a curated record
CAAACACAUAUAGACAAUAUUGUACACACAGACACAUACAGCUAAACGCAGACACACAUACUCAAACACAUAUAGACAAUACACACAGACACAUACUCAAACACACACAGAUAACCACGGGUAUUAGGAAGCUGGUGAUCCUUUCAACUAAUUUGCAUUGUGAGUCCACUUUGUUUCGAUUUCCGAAAGAACUAAUUUGAAUAUCAGGUACAGCUGGGUGGGUUUCUUCACUUCUCGUAAGAUGGGUUUGUUUUCAUCUUUUUUUGCGGAGGGGGAGGGGAGGGAUCUUACGAAGUGUAAAGACGGUCGCUAUAGUAACCAGUAGUGGAUACUAUAGCCGCUAUCCACGUCAUAACACGUACAAGCCGAUGUAAUGUGUCUGUGGUUGUUUUUAAAUUGGAAAGUCUACUGGCUGAGCGCUUGUUUAUCUUCAUUUUUUUUCAUAUACUUUUUGUUUCGCGAGGCAGUGUCACUCGCCGGCCGCGGGGGUGUGAUGCUGCAUUUUCAAAGGGAUAUUAACUUUCUCCAGCAUCGAUUUAAGCGACCGCGUAUGUGCCCCAAUGCAGAGUCUAUUGCAGCUAAAAUGCACAGAACCACUCGGAUCAAAAUCACAGAACUCAACCCUCACCUGAUGUGUGCGCUGUGCGGGGGAUAUUUCAUAGACGCCACAACCAUCAUUGAAUGUCUACACUCAUUUUGUAAAACUUGUAUCGUUCGCUACUUGGAGACCAACAAAUAUUGUCCGAUAUGUGACGUACAGGUUCACAAAACUAGACCCCUCCUUAGCAUCAGGGCCGAUAAAACGUUACAAGACAUAGUUUAUAAAUUAGUUCCGGGGCUUUUUAAAGAUGAGAUGAAGAGGCGGAGAGACUUCUAUGCAGCCCAUCCCUCCGCAGAUGUCACAAAUGGUUCAAACGAAGAUCGCGGGGAAGUCACAGAAGAGGAGAAGAGAAUUAUUACAGAUGACGAAAUCAUUAGUUUGUCUUUAGAGUUUUACGAGGGCAACAAAUCAGAAAAGAAAGAGGUCCCGCAGACUGAAGAUACAGAUAAGGCUAACAGUGUACGGUAUCUGCGGUGUCCCGCUGCAAUGACGGUGAUGCAUUUGGGAAAAUUUCUAAGGAAUAAAAUGGAUAUUCCCAGCAAUUUCCGAAUUGACGUUAUGUAUGAAGAUGAACCCCUCAAAGACUACUACACACUUAUGGAUAUAGCGUAUAUUUAUACAUGGAGACGGAAUGGUCCUUUGCCUCUAAAAUACAAGGUCCAGCCAGCCUGCAAACGGUUAAAACUCAGUCACCCGAACGAGGACUUCGCUAACACCAGCAUACACUCGGAGAGUGACUCAGUGAGUGACAAAGGCAGCCCAGCCGCCGUGGCCUCCACAUCAUCGUCGCUGCCGAGCCCCGGCACACCGGCAGUAUCUCCCAACCCGCAGUAUCCAGCCGCAGCUGCCUCGGUGGUGAACGGCAACACAAACUGUCACCAGAUGCCUCCAUCUGUCGGUAGAGGCCGCAAAGUGACUGUUAACGGCUCGGCGGCCCCGGCUUCCUGCUGAAAGCCGGACCCAAACUGAAUGUUCAGCCAACAAAGGAGAAGAGACUCGCCUGUAUAUUAAACACGGCGCAGCCACCAUCACACUGGCUCCUGCGCCGUUUAUUAAAUGUAAUAUAUAUAUAUA